CACGUAAUGUCACCGCUUGCUUCCCCCAUUUUCCUGUAACAUUCAUUGUAUUGAAACUUCAAACAAACAAAACCAAAACGAUAAACUCAACCUUGUUCAUAAUUGUGACAUCAAAGUCACAUAAAAACACAAAAUAGAAUAAAAAACAGAUACUACUAAUUGGAAAGACAAGAAAAAAAUAGAUGUUUUUUGGCUUAGAGAUUCACAUAUAGUCAAAAUUACAGUCCAAAUUUGUUGAACAUUCAAAGAACCAAAACAACCUAUAAUUUAUAGUACCUUUGAAUUUGAUGGUAUCUUGAAAGUUAAAGAAAUCGAAUAAGUUUAUUUCUGACUGAUUCAACAGAUGAAUUCUCCAUAAAAUAGCUCAUAAUCUGAUCGAGAAGUAAUGGCAUCUGCAGAAGCUAGAGCUGGUUAUGCAGUUAAUCGUUGUUUCACACGAGAUUUCAGUAUGUCCCCUUCUGAUUAUCAAUCUCCGGUUUCGAAAAAACUGGAAUCUGAUUUUAUUCAUAGUGAUGAUUCCACUGAUUCUGACAUGAAAUGGUGGCUACAUGUCAAAACUAACUUGGGCAGUGAUGCAAAUUAUUCCUGGGAGUCUAAGUUCGAUGCUUUUAAUGUCGAUAUCGGGAGCGAUCAAUCGGUCAAAAACCUUGAUUCGCUUUCGUGUGUUGGAAGUGUUACUAAUACUAUAGCUUUAGAGCAGCAAUGGAAUGUGUAUCCAAAAUGUAUACAGAAAAUCAAUGAUACUAAAACCGCGAAAAUUGAGGCUGCUUUGAACAAUGACUUGCAUUUAGCACCUAGGAAGAAAAUCGAAGGGGAGUUCUGGUUUUCGGAUGAUGUUAGUAGUGUCUUGGUCUCAAAACAAUGUAAAAGUACAUCGUCUGAUUUGGAAUCGUAUUGGUUGCGAGGUGAAAAAACUCGACCUUGGUGGGACACUACAGGAAAAGACGACUUAGGUUACUUGGUUGCGAAGAAAUCUCGUGACAAUGACAAUGACAAGAAUGUUGUAUCCUCUUUGAGCCGGAAAUGUGAGACGCGUUCUUCGGAAGCGGAUGGUUGUCAGUCUACAACCUUGACUUCUGGCUAUUCAUUUCAGGAUUCAAACAGAACUUUCAGUUCUAGCGAGAGCAAAGACUCUGAUUCAAGCAACAUGAAUACCGAGAGCACGGCCAAGGCAGAGCUACUGAAAGCCUUAUGUCGAUCCCAAACUCGGGCGAGAGAGGCUGAAAAGGCAGCACAGGAAGCCUGCGACGAGAAGGAGCAAAUAUCGGCGUUAUUUUUCAAACAGGCUUUGCAACUAUUUGCUUACAAGCAAUGGCUGCAUGUUUUGCAGCUGGAGAAUAUAUGUCUUCAGUUCAAGAACAAAAACCAGCCAUUGAUGGACUGGGACAACCUCUUUUCCUGUAGGACUGGAAAACAACACAGGAAGAAUCGAGGAAAGGUUACGGAUAGAAGAAGACGAGGGAUCGGAAAAUGUGUUUUCGCUUUCGCCGUUGGUUUGGCUCUUGCUGGUGCAGGUUUGCUUCUUGGUUGGACCAUUGGAUGCAUGUUUCCAUCCUUUUAAAUGUCACUAUCUGUUGUAAUGAUUCACUAGUUUUGUCUCUGAAAUUGUGAAAUUGUAGAACAUUAUGAAAAACAACCUAUGCACAUAUACAGAAAGUUUUAUAUUCUUUAGAUUACUAGAUUGUUAGAUUAUGAUAGACUUUGUACUAGUAAGUUAGGAGUUGCCAAAUGAACUCAAAAUUACUUGUUUCUUGUUAUUUGUAGAACAAUAUGAAAAACUACUUUAUAUUCUUUGGAAA
Molecule: messenger RNA, 1799 nt
Organism: Lathyrus oleraceus (garden pea)
Lineage: Eukaryota; Viridiplantae; Streptophyta; Magnoliopsida; Fabales; Fabaceae
Exons: 3
Coding region: 386-1561 (391 amino acids)
Source: RefSeq, a predicted model, not a curated record